This is a messenger RNA of Chlorocebus sabaeus (green monkey), 802 nucleotides long. Lineage: Eukaryota; Metazoa; Chordata; Mammalia; Primates; Cercopithecidae. The record is from RefSeq and is a predicted model, not a curated record.
AUGCUUGGAAAGAAGACCACCACGGAGGGGAUGGCUGUACGCCGGGGUCGGCGGCCCCCAGGCCCCCAGCCCCGUCAGGGCGCCCCCUCCCCGGGCGCCAGAGCCGGGAUCCGCAGCCCCCUAGCACUCCCUGGACUGCCGCGGGCCUCCCACAGGCCUCGGAGUCUACAGACUGAUCCUGCGACCGGAAACGCCCCCCUGCCCAGCAGGCCCAGACCGCGCCCCCCUGUCCUGCCGCCCCCUUCCCGCGGGCCCGGCUGCAGGCCCCGGAUCCCCGGGCUCGCGUGGACGCCGCAGCCGAAAGGGGCGGCCCGUCGGGCGGCCCCGCUCCCCGGCCCUCGACGCAGCCCCUCCAACUGCGGGUGCUGCGGGGCCAAGGCGAACACAAAAGGAAGGGGGGCCCUGCCAGCGACGCCUCUGCCGGCCCGCGAGACCCUCUGCGCGGGGUCGGCAAAGCAUCCGGGCACCCCAGAAGCUCCGGACGCCGAAGAGAGAGGCCCCACGAAAAUUUCAAGACACCUCCUGGGGGCUGCAGGGGCGGCCGAGUCUCCCCAGCGCCAGGUGCCCCCGGCCGCACGGUGGCCCAGCGCGCGGCCCCGGCCUGGACAGGGCUCUCCGCGCCUCUUCCUCAGCCCAGCCCAACCCGGCCCGGGCGUCCCCGAACCCUCGCGCGCUGGCGGCUCCGGACGCGGUGGCCCCGACCUUUUGCCCCGCGGGGCUCGGGCCGCGCCAAGCACUUACCUCCGCCGGGCUGCGCUCCCCGCGGGCCUGCGCCGAGCCCGAUAAAUGGUAUGCUAUGACU